Messenger RNA from Nicotiana attenuata, 795 nucleotides. RefSeq lists its product as uncharacterized. The coding region runs from base 1 to 795 and encodes 264 amino acids. NCBI's taxonomy places the organism in Eukaryota, Viridiplantae, Streptophyta, Magnoliopsida, Solanales, Solanaceae. The record is from RefSeq and is a predicted model, not a curated record. The transcript is spliced from 3 exons.
AUGGGUGACUUCAAUGCAUUACUACAACAGGAAAACAAAAUUGGAGGGAACCAAGUAGCACUUAGUGAGUUGGUUGACUUUCAGGACUGUAUUGAUAAAUGCAUACUUAUGGAGUUACCAAAUAAUGGAUACAAGUACUCAUGGAAUGACAAGCAGGGGGCUAAUAGAAUCUUCUCAAAAAUAGAUUGGGUAUUUGUUAAUGGAAAAUGGAUAUAUACAAUGCAACAAUAUAAAACUCAUGCACUUCCAGAAGAGGUGAGAGACCGCUGUCCAUUAGUAGUAGAGAUGAUCCAGACACAGGGUGUAACUGCACAAGAGGUCAAGAAAGCAAUAUUCGGUAUCAAUUUCAAUAAGAGUCCUGGUCCUGAUGGGUAUGGAGCAGGGUUCUAUAAAGAUGCAUGGAGAAUGGUUCGCAAAGAUAUCACUGGUGCUGUUAUAGAAUUCUUCAGCAAUGGACAAAUGCUCAAUCAACUUAAUGCAACUAUGAUAACUUUCAUACCUAAGGUUUUGUGUAACAGGCUUACUGAGGUGCUUCCGACCAUAGUAAGUGAAAAUCAAGUAGCAUUUGUGAAGGGAAUGUCAUUAGUUCAUAAUGUUCUUAUGUGCAGUGACUUACUAAGACACUACAAUAGGAAAACUAUACCCAGAUGUCUAAUGAAGAUUGCCUUAAGGAAGGCGUAUGAUAUGAUACAAUGGGAGUUCAUUGAAGAGAUGUUAAAGGGUUAUGGCUUUCCUCCAAAGUUUAUUCAGUUGAUCAUGGCGUGUAACAAUAACAAAGUUCCCAGUGAAGGUUAA